AUGGAAUCAUUCAAAGAGAACAAAGGCGAACGAGUCGAUCAAGCCUCCAUGAACAGCUCGGCGCCGGGGAGCGAGAGCCUGAAGAAAGAUAACACCGGCCCCAUCACCACGGCCACCAACCGCGUCGACCAGAGCGGCUUCACCCAUCCCCAGCAUGACAUGAGUGCUCCGGGAAGCAAGAGACAGGAGCCCGACUCGGCUGCAGGAGUCACUACCGCGACCAACAUUACUGACGACAAAGGCUUCACCACACCUGGAGAGGAUAUGAGCAAGGGCCGCAAGGAUACAAAGUGA
This is a messenger RNA of Cordyceps fumosorosea ARSEF 2679, 294 nucleotides long. RefSeq lists its product as hypothetical. The record is from RefSeq and is a predicted model, not a curated record. NCBI's taxonomy places the organism in Eukaryota, Fungi, Ascomycota, Sordariomycetes, Hypocreales, Cordycipitaceae. The transcript has 2 exons. The coding region runs from base 1 to 294 and encodes 97 amino acids.